Molecule: messenger RNA, 3160 nt
Organism: Ceratitis capitata (Mediterranean fruit fly)
Lineage: Eukaryota; Metazoa; Arthropoda; Insecta; Diptera; Tephritidae
Gene: sprt
Exons: 6
Coding region: 1128-3053 (641 amino acids)
Molecular function (GO): protein binding
Source: RefSeq, a predicted model, not a curated record
AUUUAAGCCGCCAACCGAAGUGAAACGUUCGAAACGGCGUGACGCUGUGUAUCUGUGAAAUACUUUUACGAGUACUCGCAACGUCAUCCACCAUACGAAUAGCUUGCCUGCUACAAUAGCACAAAGUGCAAGCACGACCCUCCUCGAGAUAUUCAGUGCGUUUUGUUUUCUUUCAAGGGAAAAGAGUGUGCGUGCGAAAAGGGUCGCAAUGAGUUCUGUGCGCAUGUGCAAUCGAAAUAAAAAUACGAAUUAAAGAACAUAAGCGAAGUGAAACACACAUAGGAGCAUAUAAAACACAAAAAAAAAAAACAAAUAAAGAGGAAUUUUUGUAUUCCUGCUAUUCAUGCUCUUGUUUACAUUUUUUAGUUACUCAAGUGUUGUUGGUUUCCUGUUUACUUUUAAGUGCCGCAUCGGAAGUGAAUUAGAACGAAGAGAAUAAAAGAGAGUUGAGAAAUUCCAACAGAUCAAAGUCAUUAAACCGGCUUCAAAAUUGAAAUUUACAAAUAAAAAAAGAAAGAAAAAAUUUAAAAAACUACUGCUGGCAGUUUCAAGCAAUUUACGCUGAGAAAUUUCGCCGCAAGCUUAACUGCAGGCUUUGUUGUGGCUUCAUAAUUAAAAAAGGAAUAGAUAUAUAAAUAACAUAAAUAGAAAACAAUCAGCUGUAACGGUAUUGUGAAAGAUCUUGUUAGCAUCGACCUAAAGUUGUUUUGACGGUUCACUAAAAAAAGUGCGAUUUGCCAAAUACUGUUUAGAAAUUUCUUUUUUUCUUCGGCUUUGUGUUAGUCGUCCAGUGAACGGCGAAACUGUGGUGCAGCAAGUGUCGUUUUGUUUUUGUGGCGACAAGUGUUUCGGUUUACUACUGCUGACAUUUGAAAGUGAUUUACCGAAAUUCGAAUUGUUAUGUCAACAUAACUGAUUAUUCAUUCGAAUUUGCGAAUUGGAAAGUGUAAAAGAUAAUUUGAGCAUUUGGAGCGAUUACAAAGUGGAAGACAUAUUUACAUUUCUUGCUUUCGAAAGCAAAAUUAAGAACAGGAAUAAUUAAAGCAAAAUUAAAUUAAUUUUAUUUUUUUGUUAUGUUUAAAUACAAAACUUGUGAACAUUGACAACUGUACGCGAUAACGAACAUUAUGGAUGCUGGCAGUGUUGUUAGUGAACCGAUUUCGGCGCAUCAUCGCGCAUUUGCGAAACAAAAAUCAGCAUCAAUGACAAUUCUCAAUCAUCGAUCCCACAAAUACAGUGCCCACAACGAUAAUAAAAAUGUCGACGCGAAAAUGUCCGAUGCCGAGGUUAACCUCAUCAACACAGUACAAUCGCAGUGCGCCACGACAGGACGCCGUCGGAAAGUGUCCUCCCUGGGUGGCACACUCUCUGCACGUUCGGCACGCAGUGAAACGAAAGAGCUUCGUUCCGCGCUUCAAGAUCGCGAGGCUGUAAUACAAAAUCUACGCAUACAACUAUGUUUGGGCAAGUUGCCUCGGCCCACUGGACCACCGCUCGAUGAGAGCGAGAAACCGGCUGCAGAGCAAAAGCUACAAAAAUUGAAAGCCGAGGCGGAGAAUAAGAAAAUUAAAAUUAAAAACUUGAAGAGUGCACUAGAGAAACUAGACAUAACAGAUAAUAUCGACAUCCGCAUUCGACAGGCGGAACUCGAGUAUGCGCUCGGUCGCGAGGAACUGCAGAUGCUAUCCAUUGUGGAGGAGGCACGUGCUUUGCAAGCGCGUUUGGAGAAAUCAAAACCGGAAUUGCAAACCAUUUAUAAUAUCCUCAACUCAGGCGCAACACUAAGCCUGCACGCCGUUCAUGCCACCACAGGUCGCUGGGCUGCGCACAGCAAACCCGAUCAACCCGGCUUCUAUGUGGAAUGGGCACUUGAAGGCGAUGGACUCUACAAAGGUGAUCGCAUACUUGAGGUCAACGGCAAGUUGGUAGCGUGUCGAACUAAAGAGGAACUGCAGAAGGUGAUAGGAAACUCGGGAAAAUGCCAAAUUGUGGUGCUACGCAAAAAAUGUGCGCCGAUACCACAAAAACAGCUUGAUCAAGAGAAGGAAAAUAAUAUGCGGCUCCAGCAUCGUAUUUCUUACCUCGAGGAGCAGGUGCGUGAGCUGCAAACCGCUAAGGAGCAGAACCUGCAACCUCAACAGCAGCAAACCUUGCCACAAACACUACAUGCGCACUCGGCAGCGGCGCAAAUAAAUAACGCUUCGAAUAGCCACGUGACCAGCAUCAGCAUCUCAUCGCCACCCUCCACCCCGCCCGACAACAAACCUCUUGUCUUCCAACGCGGCAACUACAUUACCACAUUAGUUGGUGGCAAGCCCAUUGAGCUGAUGGGCGAGAACAAUGGACAAAAUGCUCUGGGCAAAAGUAAUUCUGUGGCGCACGUCACUAAAACCCUGAUCAAAGAGAAUACACAAAUUGAUCUUCGCCAAGAUCGGACGCCACGCAACACUGCAGCACCCAGCUAUCCUAGCAUGCCACCCAAAUCAUUGUCCGCCUCGAAGAUAUCCAUCAACAGCGACUCAGCAUACAUGCAACACACGCACUACCGUCGCAGCGAAAAAGAGCGACAUGCGCGUGAUCGUGAGCGUGAACGUUACGAGCGCUCGUCGAGCAAGGCGAACGCGUUACAACAUCGCGCCAAUAUGCAUGCGCGCAGCGUAGAACACUUAAAUCAUUAUAAUGGUAUGGAGCGCCGCCGUGAUUGCUCUGCCACAGCGAAUACGCAUACGCGCAUGCCCACAGAUAUGCGGAGUGUCAAGUCACUCGACUUCGACAGCGACAAUGAAACUGGCAAACACAUCAGCGACACUGUGUCAGAAGUGCGCGCUGUACGACCCACGCCACCAAAGAAGCCUCUGCGCCUAUCGCUGCAACGCGCGCAAAGCUUGCAAACUGUGGAGCUGACACCCAACUGCGAGGCGGAGCGUAAGCGUCCAAUGAAGCGUGCCCACAUCAACGAGAAGUCGCCCGGCGAUCGCGAAGGCGCGAUACUCUUUGAUAAUGGCAGUCCCUUACAGACCGCCUCGCUAGGUAGGCCGCGUGCGAACAUAUGAAAAUUGCUGAAUAUUCUCUUUAAGCGCAACGAAGAGACACAUUACUAGUUACAGAUUUAUAUAGUAUAUCUAGACAUAGUAGAUAUUUAAUAAACACACUUACCAGU